Vigna radiata var. radiata (mung bean) is the source of this 1602-nucleotide messenger RNA. RefSeq lists its product as uncharacterized. The record is from RefSeq and is a predicted model, not a curated record. The transcript has 5 exons. NCBI's taxonomy places the organism in Eukaryota, Viridiplantae, Streptophyta, Magnoliopsida, Fabales, Fabaceae. Gene Ontology annotation, molecular function: zinc ion binding. Bases 1 to 1602 code for a protein of 533 amino acids.
AUGAAAGAAUAUAGAUGGCAACUUGGAGCAUAUUUCGUUGAAAAAGAUGACUUCAUUGAUGCAAUUAGAAGUUGUGGAGUACACAAUGGUAGAAAGUUGAAGCUGUGGAAGAAUGAUAAGAGAAGAAUUAGCGUGAAAUGUUAUGUCUCACAAGGGAAAUGUCCCUGGUACGCUUAUUGUGGAUAUAUGAGUACCCAGCGUACAUGGCAGCUAAGAAAGAUUGUGGACAUGCAUACUUGUACUAGAGAAUUCAAAAUUGGUCUAGUUACCUCUAAAUGGUUAAGCGGCAGGUUGGAGAAGAGCAUGAAAACAAAUCCUGAUAUGAAAAUGACAAAUCUGCAUAACAAAUUCUGUAAGAAAUAUAAUAUUGGUGUGUCUAGGGCUAGAACAAGUAGAGCAAAGGCAAUGGCAACAACCAACAUUGAGGGUAGCUACAAACAACAAUAUGAAAGACUCUAUGAUUAUGCAGAGGAGUUACUGCGGGCAAACCCAGGCUCAACAGUUAAAAUUAAUGUAGAACCAAACCAAGAUCAAACCAUAUUCAAGAGAAUUUAUGUGUGUUUAAAAGCAUGUAAGGACAACUUUCUAUCCUGUAGACCAAUUAUACAUUUGGAUGGUUGUUUCUUAAAAGGGAAAUAUGGAGGUGAGCUUUUAACUAUUAUUGGAAGAUAUGCUAAUGACCAGAUGUGUCCCUUAGCUUUUGCUGUAGUUGAAGUAGAGAAUAAGGAAUCAUGGACAUUUUUCUUGGAAUUAUUAAUUGAGGAUCUUGGAGGUGGGGGAUUUUGUUCAAGGUGCACAUUUAUGUCAGAUCAACAAAAAGGACUUCUGCCAGUUUUACAAAGUUUAUUGCCUGAUGUGGACCAACAUUACUGUGUCAGACACAUUUAUUCAAAUUUUAGGAAGAAAUUUCCUGGCUUAAACCUCAGACAAUUACUAUGGAAGGCUGCAGUAUCAACAACUCCUGAAGCAUGGGAACAUUGGUCUAGAUCCAGGUUUACAGGAAGACCUGCUUGUGACACACUUGUCAACAACAUAUUUGAAGGUUUUAACAGUGUGAUCUUAGAUGCACGGGAAAAACCAAUAAUAUCAAUGUUGGAAGAGAUUCAAAUGUACUUGAUGAACAGUUGGUCAGGGAUGCAAAUAUUUCAGAUCACCCAUACAUCCAUCAUUGUUGAGAAGUAUGUGGUUGAUGUUGAAAAAAGAGAAUGUACCUGUAGAAAGUGGACAAUAACAGGAAUACCUUGCUGCCAUGCACUCACAGCCAUGAGGACUUCAACACCUGAUAUUCAGCCUCCACCAAAAAGAGUCUUGCCAGGUAGACCACGAAAGAAAAGAAGACCUGAAAGUUGGGAGCAAAGGAAGGAUGAUACACAAAUUGGACAAAAAGGAAUUCCUAAGAAAUGUUCCAUAUGUAGAGAAGUAAGGCAUAGAAGACCUAACUACCCUCAAGCAAAUCAACAACAACCCCAAGAAGGUACACCACACCAGAAACCUGUACCAGACCAGGAACCUACCUCACACCAGGAAGCUACACUACACCCCACUCAAGGAAGUCAGAUUACUGAACAAACCCAGCCAGAUCAAACAACAACAGCAAUUUAG